Molecule: messenger RNA, 1364 nt
Organism: Neolamprologus brichardi
Lineage: Eukaryota; Metazoa; Chordata; Actinopteri; Cichliformes; Cichlidae
Source: RefSeq, a predicted model, not a curated record
AUGAGCGCCCAGCCCCAGACACCAAGAACCAUCAACGCACCGAUGUCUGAGGGUAUCAGCCUGGGUGUCAAGUGUGAACAGCUGACGCAGCCAGACUCUUUGAGUGUGCUUUUAGGUCACCCUCUGACCAUCACCUUGGAGCUUCUUCUGGUCCAAAGUAAGGAGUCAAGAUCACAGACACUCUUAUGCUGCGGAUGGGUCUUCAACGCUCAUAUUAGAUGGUUUAACGAGUCUCAGCAAAGAUCUCCAACAACCACUGAUCUCAGCAUGAGUGUAGAUGGACAUGCUGGAGUGACCAGCCAACUUAUAAUUGAUCACUCUGAGUGGAAGAUCUUCGCUUGUACAGUAUCUGACAGGUCUAUGAAUAAAAAUAUCACAAGAAAUGUCAAUCUCUGUACAGUACCUCCAUCAUCCUCACAGCUAGUUGGGGUUUAUGUUCAGGGACCAUCACCACUGCAACAGCCUGAGAACAAAGGACCCGUGACUGUUAUCUGUCUUCUGGUUGCCCCUAGUGUUAAUGAUUUCUCCAUCACCUGGAAAUCAGCGGGCACCAAAAUUCCUGACUGUUAUGUCCUUACUAAUCCUGCAGUGAGUCACAACAAUGGGACGGAGACUUAACAGAGCUUCCUUAAUGUGUCCGCAGAAAAUUGUGAUGCAGAUAAACAAGGGUUUUGUGAAGGAAAACAUCCAUGUUCCAAUCAGGGCAAUGAAGACCAUAUAAGCAAAAACAGAGACCUUUGUGUGCCAACAGUGAAGAUAAUGCAACCAACUGCCUCUGAACUUUCAGUGUCUGACAUCCUAACGCUUGUUUGCCUAGUGUCUGGAUUUUUCCCUGCUAACAUCUUAGUGUACUGGGGAAACAUAUCCAAAAUUGAAGACAAAAGGUCUACCUAUUCCUGUGUUGUCAAACAUGAGUCAUCUGAAGCACUUGUUGAAGCCACCAUAACUGAUGUGUUUGCCUCAGUGAUCUACAGCCAACCAUCUGCCUACUUGUUUCAGGGCUCUAAUGAACUCGUGUGCCUGGUUUUUGGCUUCAGUCCUGUAUCCAUUAACAUCACUGGUUUUCUAAAUGGAGACAAAGAACUGCUGAACUACAACACUAGUGACCCCAAAGAUGCCCAGAUGGAAAGUUCAGUUCCAGAGCCACCUUGACCUGUCCCAAGUAAAAGAAGUGUGUUUUAUUUGAUGAUAUUGAGCAUGCUGAUGUGAGCUGAGGAAAGCUGGAAUGCAGUUUUCACCCUCAUUGGUUUUUUCAUCAUCACCACUUUAUAUGGUAUCAUAGCUACAUUGAUUAAGAUAAGCGCCUGUCAUUUGAUUGUUUAAAAGUAAGAUUCCAGUCCAAUUUUUAAAUUAUACCGUGCAUU